UAAAGCAGAUUUUAGCGUACAUGAAAGCAACAAAAGCUAACCCUGGCAUGGAUGCUACUCAGCUGAUCAGUGACUCAAUCUUGGAGUCAGAUGAGGAGGAAAAUGUGAAGGAGAAUGAAAAUAACAGGGGGAGACCAUUGGCCAAACUAUGUAUCUUGGAAAACGAACAUAUCUCUGAGACAGAAUUGCCCCUCUUUUUUGGAGAUAAUGUGCUGGGCCGUGACCCCAACUCCUGUGCCUUGCCCUUGCCAGCACCAUCAGUAUCCAAGCAGCAUGCUACCAUCAGCAUCUCUGUUUACAGGAGAAGAGGUUGUCACAGUGAAGUGGACAUUGAGGCCUUGGUUUGGGACCUAGGGAGCAUGAAUGGGACCCGCAAAGGCCACUUAAAGCUGACUCCAAAUGUACGCUAUGCCCUCAGUGAUGGUGACCAUUUGGUAUUGGCAGACAUACCAUGUCAAUAUGUCAGCUGUGCUGUAAACACAGCCUCUUCUCAAAGGGACAUGAGGACUCCUGUGACCAGAAAUACGAAGAUAAAGGCCAGGUUGCCAGAUGACUUGAGCGAAAAGAUGACCCUGGUCCCAGACACUGACUCAGAUGAAGAAAGAGAAGGAGGAGAACACAAGGCAACAGACUACUUCAGUUCCACAAAUGUAAUCAUCCCUGAAAGUCCCAUCAUACCAUUGUCCUCCACUAAGAAUACACGUGCACUUGUGGAUGACAGUGAAGAGCAAGAAGAAAUGGAGGACUUAAAACUACCACCAGGAGGGAUAAAAUCUGAUAAAAUUGGACAAUAUUUGCCAGUGAAACAGGAAAGCAAUCUCACUCUUACACGAGAAGAUGAAAUGCAUGUGUCUACUCCAGCACCAGCAGUCUCCACAGAUGUGAUCCAUGCACUUAACAUGGACAGUGACACUGAUGUGGAGGAGGAGAAAAUGGUGGCAUCUGUAUGUCCUUUGACUAUGAAUACAAACCAAGUCAGUCAACCAGGAAACACAGACCAGUUUCACAUGGACAGUGAUACAGAUAUUGAUGAGAAUGAAGGUGCCCUAGACAAGGCUUCUAAAACUGUGCCUUCCACUGAUGACAGUACCAGAUCUCCUCAUAUUAUGUCAGUUAUUCAGCAUGAAGGUAUCACAAUGGACAGUGACACAGAGGUGGCUGACAAUGCUGCUGUGUCACACGCUGCUGCAAAUGCAAAACCUGCAUUAUUUCAGAGCUCGCACACUACUGACUUUGCUCUUUCAACACAGCCAAAGGAUUUCUGCCUAGACAGUGACACUGAUGUUGAUGAGGAAAAAGAAAGAGAACAUGGGCCAAAUAAAUCAAGCUCUAAGACAGAUUCAUCUCCCACUAAAUUAGAUAUGUCACCUGGGCCCAAAUCUGCCCCCGCUGCUCACCAGAGCCUGCACUUUGACAAUGAUACAAACAAUGAAGCAGUUCCUGCCCUAAGUGAACCCUCAGUUGUGUCUGCCACCACAGAAACAUUUACGACUGUAGUUGCAGAAACUGAUUUGGAUAUUCUGUCUAACAGUGAUACAGAUGUGGAGGACAAUUGUCCUCUGGUUAUGCCUGUUGAUGUCACAACCUUGUCACUGUCUCCUGGUACCACAUCAGCAGCUCCUCACUCUGUUUUUGGUGCAGACACAGAUGUGGAUAAAUCCAGCAUGCCCCCUGCUGGGGACAAGGACAGUCUAGCUGACCUUAAAGUGGACAGUGAUACAGAUGUGGAGAAUAAGGAGGCAGACAUACCAGCGACAGGUUGCGACCAGAUCCAUAUCCUGUGCAGAGAAGAAACAUCUGGGGUGCUGCUUCCUCUCUUUCCUUCUAACUGCUCUACUCCUGUACAAAUGUCAGGGAUUUCUUCACAAAGAGGACUAGAAGAUAUGAAGACUCAAGCAUUCCCAGUGAAAUCCUCUGCUGUAAGACCUAUAGCACUUUCUUCUUGCUCAGACAGUGAAGAGGAUGAGGACUUUGCUGUGGCUGAGACACAGUCCUUCAUUUUUCAGACCAGAGACAGCCAUGGCAGUCCUCCACCAGACCACACAAUGGAACCCACCCAAGCCUUUGUUCUUGAACAUUCAGGUGAUGAAAAAGAUGAACAGUGCAAGAGAACAGGGUCUUUCCAGCUGGCACCGUCUAACAGCAGCUACCUGCAGAGUCAGGCCCAGGCUCUGGCUACUGAGAGCACACAGGUGUUUGUCUCUGAUAAUAAGGGUAUGAAUCUGGAAGAUACCCAAGCAUAUGCAGCCAUCUCAACAGCAGACAGAGCCUCUGAGGAGAACGCUACAAAUAUUAAUGCUACACAGAUCUAUGGAGAGUGUGAGAAGCCUGUCAGAUGUUCAGAAAUGUCAGAAAAAGAAGGUCAGGAAGAUAUGUCCCUAGACGCAACACAGGCAUACAUUUUAGAGUCCUGCAGUGAGUCAGCGGGCACAACAGAUGAAGAUGAGAGAAAAAACACCAAUGUUGAGACACAGCCUUUAGACCUGCCCACCUCAUCUACUCUUGGUAUAACUGAAACCCAACCAACAUCUGCCUUUGAAGAAGAAAGUUUGGCAGCAGACAAAUUUGUUUCCUCUGUACUACAAGUGAAGCACAGAACACAGAAUGAAAUGGAAGAGAGGGAAAAAUCUAGGGAAGCAGCUCAACCUCAGCAGAAAACCUUUAGUGAAGCUCUCUCUUUAGUUGAAAUUCAGCCCAUGCAUACUUGUGAUGACGAGGACUCAAUUUCAGGUCCACGAAAAACAAAAGCAAAGUCACUGCAGCUUGAAGAGGAGAAGACACAGUCCUUCACUAAUUCUGUGUUAUUGGUUGAAAAAAUUCAGCCCAUGCAGUUUGGUCUUGCUGAAACUCAGCCCAUGGCUACAAGUGGAAAUGAGGAAAGUGAUGUUGAGGACUUGGUUCCAGGUUUGGAAAAAAGAAAAGGAAAGCAACUACGAUGCAAAGAAGAGAAGACACACGCUCUUACAAACUCUGACGUCUCUGCUGUUGAAACUCACCCAAUGGAUGUAGGUGGAGUUGGAGAUAGUGAUGAAGAAGACUCGUUUCCAGUUUGUCAAAGAAAAAGAAAAGCAAAACCACUGCAACUUGAAGAGGCGGUGCAGCCCCUCACUAGUUCUGCAUUAUCAACUGUUGAAACCCAGCCCAUGCAGUUUGGUCUUGCUGAAACUCAGCCCAUGGCUACAAGUGGAAAUGAGGAAAGUGAUGUUGAGGACUUGGUUCCAGGUUUGGAACAAAGAAAAGGAAAGGGACUACAAAGUGAAGAAGAGAAGACACAAGCUCUUACAAACUCUGACCUCUCUAUUAUUGAAACUCAGCCAGUGGUUGCAAGUGGAGUUGAAGACGGUGAUAAAGAAGACUCAUUUCCAGUUUCUCGAAGAAAAAGAAAAGCAAAACCACUGCAACUUGAAGAGGAGACACAGCCCUCCAGCAAUUCUGAAGUCUUUGCUUCUGAAACUCAGCCCAUGGGUGCAUGUGAAGAUGAUCAAAGUGAUGAAGGGGCCUUGAUUUCAGGUGCACGAAAAAGGAAAGCAAAACUUCUUCACCUUGAAAAAGAGGAGAUGCAGCCACUCACAAAUUCUGCAGUCUCUACUGUUGAAGCUCAGUCUUUGGAAACAAAAGCUGCUGAACGGCCUAAAAGAGGAAGGGGGAGACAGUCUGAAGCUGGAACCAGUGGACUCUCUCUUAGAAAUAAAAGCGGGACAAGGGGAAGAUUAAGUAGAUUGGGAGAUGUGAAAGAUGUUGCAAACCUCAGACAACAGAGAGACAAAAUGGAGAAGAAAAAUAGGGAGAUCAACGAAAGAGAAAAGGAACAGGAGGAGAUGGAGAGGCAGCAGAGAAGGGAAGAACAAGAAAUAGUAGAAAGGGAAAUAAAAGAGAAGGAAGAACAAGAAAGACUGCAGGCUGAACAUGCGGAGAGGACAAAACCUGAACAGGCAAGGGUAGAGAAAGAGAGGAAGAAGCAAAAUGAAAGAUUGGAUCAGAAGGAAAAAGAAGAACAAUUUAAGAGGGUUAGAAAAGAGACUGAAGAAAAAGAAAGAUUAGAGCAUGAAAAGGCAGAAAGAGAAGAGAAGGAGAAAUUGAGAGAGGAGAAGGAAAGAAAGGAACAGGAAGAAAGACUGGAGACUGAAAAGAGGGAAUUAGAAGAACUUCAGAGGGAAAGAAAGGAACAAGAACGCCAAGCAAAACAGAGGGAAGUAACUGAAAGGGAAAAAAGAGAACAACUGGAGAAAGAAAAAGAUGACAAAGAAAAACAAAUCAAAGAGCUACAAGAAAACAAAGUGCCUACAAGAGGUCAAAGAGCAACCAGAAGAACAAUUGCCACAGAAGCACAACAAGACUCAGCCAUAUUAACCAGUGAUGAUGUCCCAGCAAGGAGAACCAGAUCUCGCUCCAGCUCUGUUAGCUCUGAGCGAUCUGCUUCAAGCAUCACCACCCUGGAGAGUAGGGGAAGAGGUCGAGGCAGAGGAGUAAGGACCAGUGAGCUGCCCCAGGCAGCCACCACCAGGAGCCGCAAUAGGAGGAGCACUGUAGCAAUGCCAACAGAACAGAACAGUAAUGAUAUUUCUCCACAAGGAGUCCUUUCAAGGUCUACCUCCUCCAGUUCUCUCAACUCUGAGAUUUCCAACUGCAGUGUGAGCUCUCAAAGCAAAGGAAGAAGGAGGAAAACAGAGCCCAAACCAGACAGCAGUGUCAAUAGUCACAGGGACCAGACUUCAGCUCCCAAACCUGCAGCCAGAGGUCAGAAGAGUAGGAACACUUCUAAUGAGGUUUCUCACAGAGACGAUAAAGACAAGGCAGAUUCUCAGCAGGCGAGUUCCACAAGGGGGCGAGGGCGAGCUGGUACAGAUGGCUCUGAACCUACAGCUACAGAGGAAGAACAGUUAAAUCAGAAAAAAGUUCAUACUAAUGAGGAAUCACAUCUGGCUAAAGGGAAAGUCGGGCGCAGAGGCCAGAAAGCAGCAAAGAGUGAAACUGCCGAGACAACAGGAGCUUCUGCAGUCAGUGAUAACGAUGAAACUAAAGACAAAAGAAAAGGAAGAAGGAGAGAGUUGCCACAAAAUACUGAGGCAGACCUGAGCUGUAGCUCCAAAGGGAAAGUGAAAAUCCUAACAACAAAAGCAGCAGAGGAAGAAGGUAAAGAGGAAACAAGAGAUGAGAAUCCCAUCCAAGCUAACAGAAGAGGUAGAGCAUCCAGUGCUCAAACAAAGAAGAAUGCACAAAACUCUCCCCCUGAAGUAGAGGUGAAGGACAAAAGUGAGAAAAUGGAGGUGGAGACUGUUGAGAAGAGAACCAGAGGUCGGCCAUCCGCUGCCCAGCAAAAGAAGAAAGAUGAGCAAGAAGACAGUGGAACAUCUGUCAGAUCCAUUAACCGGAAUGCAGAAGUGAGCACAUCAGAGCCCCGGACUCCAGCUAAGGGUGUAUCCCAGAAGCGACAGGCUCCUGCGGACUCCUCUCCUGUGGCAAAGACUCGUCGCUGCUCCUCUGCCUCCCCUGCAGCUAGUUGUCAACUGCGAACUGCCAGCCAGGCUUACAAGGUCCUGUUCACAGGUGUGGCGGAUGAAACACUGGAGAGAGUGUUGGCUCGUUUAGGUGGCAGCAUGGCUAAAGGUGUGACAGACAUGAACUGUUUGGUGACUGAUAAAGUGCGCAGGACUGUCAAGUUACUGUGUGCGGUGGCUAAAGGAGUCCCCAUAGUCACCACAGACUGGCUGGAAAAGAGUGGUAAAGCUGGGAGCUUCCUGUCUCCCAAUGCUUUUGUUGUGAAGGAUUCAGAGCAGGAAAAGAAGUUCAGUUUCUGCCUACAGGAGUCUCUGGGGACUGCCAGCAGUCAGCCUCUCUUACAGGGAUAUAAGAUCCACGUUACAAAAUCAGUAAAGCCAGAGCCAGUUCACAUGAAAGAAAUAAUCUCCUGCAGUGGAGCUACCUUUCUACCUAAGAUGCCCUCAUCUCACAAGCCCCAUACAGUUGUGAUUUCCUGCGAAGAGGACUGGCCGCUGUGUCGCCCAGCCGUCUCUGCAUCUCUCCCAGUUGUCACUGCUGAGUUCAUUCUCACAGGGAUCCUUCAGCAGAAACUUGACUUUCAAACUCACAGUCUUGCCCCCAACGGCAACUAACCUACAGCCUGCUGGAAGCAAAGUAAGGGGCAGAAAGAAGAUAUGGCAUCAACAGGGUACACUAACUAUACACACAAGGAUGCACCUACAGAUGUGUGGAGAAUCUGUGCUAGUGUGUAGGCAGUUAUCAGCUGUAGAAACAUUUUUAAAUCAAAGGCCGAUAUAAACACUAGUUAGAUGUUUGUAAGUGCUUCAACUCAGCCAGCAAAUUUGGCAGGUAACCAUCCAUGAAAAGACGUUUGUAUAAAUCAUAUUUGGGUGGUGGAAUAUUGGAACCAAAUCCAUCAGCUACGAUGUCCAGUAGAUGGAAAAAAAAUCAUUUUCCUGUGUUGAUAAAACCAUGCAUAGUGCCUUUUAUACUGAAGUAAUCAUGAACCUACCAGUGUGUUAGUUGUUCUUCUGUCUUCAUUAGCCUAAACCACCUACUCCAUUAAGGCUUCAUGCAACCCUAUUACCUCCAGGGGAUGAGAAUGAUAUGGGCACCUGAAUGCAAAUGCAGUUCCGACAUCAAUAUCUUAUGACAUAUGUCCUUGCUAUACUUUUAUCUGCUGUCUACUUUUUGCACACAGCCUCCGAUGUAUGUUAUCAUUAUAUAUUAAAAAAAACACCACUGAACAGAAGUAACAUUUGGUAUUUCUUCAUGCUGCGUCGUUGGCAUUUUAAAGACAGAUUUAUUAGCUUGUAAUUUUAGAACCAUUAACUAGCUUAAUAUCAAGUUUGUAUUUGCACCAAAUCAUGGCAUCUGUCUGUAUUAUCAAGAAAACUAUUAAAUAUCAUCUGUUUGCUUUAACUAUAUGUGUAUUUCCUUUUGCAGCAGUAUAGUUUAGUAUGUCACUACAUACUACCGGUAACUGUAUUGUUUAGGAUUUAAUGAGAUGUUCUACUUAUGAUUCCUAAUUGUUCAUUUGCUUAUGUGGAGAAAUAACUAAUUUCAGUGUAAAAAUAAGCAUAAAGCAAAUGUAAAAAGACAAAAUGUGAACAGGAGGCCCACUUACAUGGUUUUCUCUAAGCAUUCAGUUAUAUCCCAUGACCUGAAGGCCACAAGAUUUGGCUGAGCAUUGCUAGGCACCAAAUAAAUUAACCCU
Messenger RNA from Monopterus albus (swamp eel), 7198 nucleotides. It is a transcript of the gene mdc1, whose product is annotated as mediator of DNA damage checkpoint 1. The coding region runs from base 21 to 6113 and encodes 2030 amino acids. Gene Ontology annotation, cellular component: nucleus. The transcript has 13 exons. Lineage: Eukaryota; Metazoa; Chordata; Actinopteri; Synbranchiformes; Synbranchidae. Gene Ontology annotation, molecular function: protein binding. The record is from RefSeq and is a predicted model, not a curated record.